AUGACCGAACUACAGCAAGAUGUGGAAGACACAAAGCCUGCCAAAGUGCUCGGGAAGAGAGAGGGCAAAGUGGGCUCGGCCCACUCAGAGGCUGAGAAUGGUGUGGAGGAGAAAAAGAAGGUCUGCAGGUCCCCAACAGCCCAGUCUCCCACCCGGUCCAGCGAGGCCGAGUCCCCAGACCAGAAGAACGUCAUCUGCCUGCGGUCAAAAUCCAGUUGUGAUGGUGCCUCUGUAGCAAGCGAUAAGAACGACUGUAAAUCAGAAAGCAAAAAUGACGCUAAGACUGAAAGGAAAAGGAAAAAGUCUUCGUCUUCCAGCCAGUGCCAGGCGAACAUGCACUUUCACAAGCUGUUUCUUGAUGUCCCAACUGAAGAACCGUUGCGGCAAAGUUUUACCUGUGCUCUACAGAAAGAACUUUUGUACCAAGGGAAGCUGUUUGUAUCAGAAAACUGGAUUUGUUUUCAUUCCAAGGUCUUUGGAAAAGACACCAGGAUCUCUAUUCCAGCCUUCUCUGUAACCCUAAUAAAGAAAACCAAAACUGCCCUGCUGGUGCCAAAUGCCCUGAUUAUAGCGACAGUCACAGACAGGUACAUAUUUCUCUCCUUCCUCUCCAGAGACUCAACUUAUAAACUACUAAAAUCUGUUUGUGGACACUUAGAAAAUACAAGCGUCGGUAACAGUCCCAAUCCGUCUUCUCUUGAAAACAGUUUCCGGGCAGACUGCCCUUCAUCUCUGCCUCUGGAUUUCAACGAUGAAUUCUCAGAUCUGGAUGGAGUGGUUCAGCAAAGACGGCAAGACAUGGAAGGGUACAGCAGUUCUGGUUCUCAGACUCCCGAAUCCAAGAACUCGCGAGAUUCCCAUGUGACAGCAUCCCAGACAGUUCUAAAAGUCUCCAAGGGAGAAGCAAAAUCAACAAGGGCAGAUGCCCAUGUGCACAGAGCACCUGAAGGAAAAGCCAAGAGUCUCCCUGCACAGGCCGUUGGUCAAUCAGAAUCCAUUGGAAUCUUACACAAAGUCAAGUCCCAGAAAUGUCCAAAUCUUGGCCAUAUUCUUAUCUUCUACGCCAUUGUUGUCUGCGCAUUAAUCAUCUCGACCUUCUACAUGAGAUAUAGAAUUAAUACUCUGGAGGAGCAGCUGGGGUUACUGACCUCCGUUAUGGAUACCCUUCAUACUGAGCAAGCAGCACCAUCUGGCCUGGGGUCACAAGUACAAUUAAACGUGGAGGUCCUCUGCCGGGAGCUUACAGCUAACAUAAGGAAACUAGAAAAGAUACAGAACAACUUACAAAAGUUGCUUGAGAAUGGUGUCUGA
Molecule: messenger RNA, 1311 nt
Organism: Molossus molossus (Pallas's mastiff bat)
Lineage: Eukaryota; Metazoa; Chordata; Mammalia; Chiroptera; Molossidae
Product: GRAM domain-containing protein 2B-like
Exons: 2
Coding region: 1-1311 (436 amino acids)
Source: RefSeq, a predicted model, not a curated record